AUGGUUCCUUCCUCUACAUUCGUUGCGUGGGUCAUGUCGGCUGCCGGAGCGGUGCUCGCGGCGAGCGACAAGAGUUCUUUGGCCGGUACGUGGUCCUCGAAGUCGAACCAAGUGUUUACGGGUCCCGGAUUCUACGACCCUGUAGAUGAGCUGCUGAUAGAGCCAUCUCUGCCUGGAAUCUCCUACUCGUUUACAGAAGACGGUUAUUUUGAACAGGCAUCUUAUCAAGUUUCCGGGAAUCCCAGAAAUCCUGCAUGCCCCGUGGCAGCGCUGACGUUCCAGCACGGUGAAUACGAACUCCAGGACAACGGGACUCUGAUCCUGCGUCCGAUCGCGGUCGAUGGGAGACAACUGGUGAGCGACCCGUGCAACGACAAGGGUGUCUCCACAUAUUCCAGAUACAAUGAAACCGUGACGUUCAACUCCUUCAGUGUUCAAAUCGACGACUACCAUGGUAUCUACAGUCUGCAGCUCUACCAGUUCGAUGGAUCUCCGAUGCAACCGCUGUACCUUGCGUACAGACCGCCCAUGAUGCUGCCCACGGAGACCCUGAACCCAACUGCUACCUCUGACGCCGCAAAGAGCACUGGCUCCGCCAACGGUAAGCGAUCGCUGAGACAGUUCGUUAGAAGAAGUCUCGAGAACAAGUACAAGACAAAUGCGGUGAAGAAGACACCGACAGGCAUGCUGAACUCGGAUACGUUCUGGUAUCUCUCUGCCGGCAUGGUCGGCAUAGGUUCUUUGCUUUUCCUGUCGAGUUAG
Molecule: messenger RNA, 762 nt
Organism: Torulaspora globosa
Lineage: Eukaryota; Fungi; Ascomycota; Saccharomycetes; Saccharomycetales; Saccharomycetaceae
Gene: ROT1
Product: Rot1p
Exons: 1
Coding region: 1-762 (253 amino acids)
Biological process (GO): budding cell apical bud growth; 'de novo' protein folding
Cellular component (GO): endoplasmic reticulum membrane; endoplasmic reticulum
Source: RefSeq, a predicted model, not a curated record